AUGAUUUUAGACUUCUCUGGUCUUACAAAGAUUCCGACAUCAAUUGGUUCUUUGAAGAAUCUAGAGAAACUGAGUGCCCGCUACUGUUCGUCAUUGAGAGAAAUCCCUAGCACAAUUGGGAAUCUGCAGAGUCUGCAACAUCUGGACCUUGGUCAUUCUACGAUCGAAAAGCUACCCACUUCUAUUGGAAGGUUGAAGAAACUGUGGACGCUGAGACUCCAAUCAUGUAAAUGUCUGAAAGGGGAAAUUCCAAGUGAAAUUGAUGACUUGUCUUCGCUCGAGAUUCUCGACUUCAGCAAAGCAGCUAUAACUUACCUGCCAAAAAGCAUCCGGAAUCUUUCUUCUCUCCAACACCUUAACCUAUCAGCCUGUAACAAGCUCCAGUCACUGCCGGAGCUACCUUCCAACUUAACAUAUUUGACGGCCUCUGGUUGGAGUCCCAAGUUGCCACAGCUUUCUUGCCUGAUCCACCUAGAACAACUCCAUCUUCAUGUAUGCUUUGAAGUUAAAGACCUCCCGGUGCUUCCGUCAAAACUCUUGAAACUUUCUCUUGUCACGUGUCCUGAGCUUAGUAAAUGUCAGCUUGACGGACUCAAGAAUUUGGAAGAGUUGUCGAUAGAAAUAUGCUGUUCAAUAGAAAGAUUGGACCUUUCACUGUUAGAUCGACUGAAACGAUUACGCGUGAAGAGUUGCUAUUUUCUAGUUGAGAUUCAGGGCCUCGAUAAUUUGGAGUUGUUGGAGGAGAUAUCUGUAAUGGACUGCAAGUCCAUUCAAAGGCUGAUCCUUCCAAAAUUACAGCAUUUGAAGCACUUAAUGGCUAUCUAUUGCAAAAAUCUAGUUGAAAUUCAAGGUCUUGGUAUGGCGGAGCACUUGGAGAUGUUGGAUAUCAAAAAUUGCGGGUCAAUUGAAAGGUUACCCGACUUGUCAUGCUUUGUGACCCUGAAAGUGUUGAACAUAACAGAGUGCAAAUCCUUGGAAGAACUACCAAACCUGUCAAAAUUUGAAAAUCUCACAAUUAUAAGAUAA
This is a messenger RNA of Rhodamnia argentea, 1026 nucleotides long. RefSeq names its product disease resistance protein RPV1-like. Gene Ontology annotation, molecular function: protein binding. The transcript has a single exon. NCBI's taxonomy places the organism in Eukaryota, Viridiplantae, Streptophyta, Magnoliopsida, Myrtales, Myrtaceae. The record is from RefSeq and is a predicted model, not a curated record. The coding region runs from base 1 to 1026 and encodes 341 amino acids.